Messenger RNA from Meloidogyne enterolobii, 1167 nucleotides. The record is from the annotation of a GenBank genome assembly. Lineage: Eukaryota; Metazoa; Nematoda; Chromadorea; Rhabditida; Meloidogynidae.
AUGGCUAACAAAUUCAUUCUUGUUCCCGAAGAAAUUUAUAAAGGUCUAACUACUUUUGAUACCGGUGAACCAAAUCUUGAUUUAAUUAGAAAUGAUCUUGAAAAAAUUAAAAGAAAGAAAGAUACUCCAAGUGCAAAAAAUGUAAAAUAUAACCAGGAACUUAGACGGUAUUUACAAAUGAGAAAUGAGCAACAGAAUAGACCUGUCAAAGUAGAAAUGGUUGCUACACCUAAGGGAGCAAUAAUGAGUACAAAUUCUACACGUCCGACUUCUAAUAUAGUCGAAGACGAUGAUGAAAUUUUGACAACAGAUGAGAUUUCUCUCCCGUCUUUUCCUCAAUCUACUAAAGACAUUAAAUCAAUAAUUGAUUUCAAACCCCAAAAACUACCUCAUCCUCCAUCGUUAUCUUCAUCAUCCGUUAAAAAACGCUUUAAGAAAUUGAGGGGAAGCUCACCACCUCCUCCUCCACUACCACCAACUACAAAUCUUAAAUUAAUAAAAAAGGAAAUUGUGUCUGAGCCAAAGAAAAGAUUUUCAAGACCUAAAAGUACAAAAUAUUCAAAAACCGGGAGUACAAAACAAGAUUCUAUUAUACUAUCCGAAGAUGUGCCAAUAAUAUCAACUCAUGUCUUACCUCAACAACGAAAUAUUAAAAGAGAAUUAGAGGAGGGUGAUUUUGAAGGUAUAAAGAGGAAAAAGAUAUAUGACAGCAUAAGGGAACAAGAAAUACGACAAAAAGAGAAUAAAUUGAAGGAAAUCGAUAAGAAACGAUAUGAAAAAAGGCAACAAUUAUUAGCGAGACGUCGAAAGUCGCAGAAACUUAAGGUUCCAAUAGACCCUUAUGUUAUUCAACAAUUACGUAAUAAAGAAAAAAGUGGGGCAUCAAAAGGUUCAAGAAAGGUUUUAAGAGAGGGAAGAUCACCUUCCCCGCCAUUGAGUCGUCAAAAAAUAAAACGAAAAGCAGAGUGGUCACAAGGAGACGGACAUACAAUUGCUAAAGUCCAGAGAAAAGUCAACAAAAAACAAUCACAAAGAGCUUCAAGAUUAUGGGUUAAAAAUCUGAAGAAAAGAAAUUUAGAAUUUCGCUCAUAUAAAAUAAAAAAUAAAUGGGCAACAAGAAAACCGACACAAAAGGAUAUCAACAGAUUUAAACCAUCUCUUUGGUAA